Phytophthora infestans T30-4 is the source of this 1032-nucleotide messenger RNA. RefSeq names its product serine protease family S33, putative. Bases 1 to 1032 code for a protein of 343 amino acids. The transcript has a single exon. NCBI's taxonomy places the organism in Eukaryota, Oomycota, Peronosporomycetes, Peronosporales, Peronosporaceae. Gene Ontology annotation, molecular function: catalytic activity. The record is from RefSeq and is a predicted model, not a curated record.
AUGAAAGCAGUGCUCAGAGCUUCUCGUCCUGUCAGGAGUGUUGCAAAACAGCGAGUUUCUGGUCCAUUCUUGUCUGUCCCGCCAAGCCUGGGGGCUCUGUCAUUCUCGACAGCUAAACUACGUCCUUCACUACCACCGCUUCCAGAGCCCUCGUUCAUCGGUGUAGACAAUAAGUGCAAGAUCGAAUACAUCGACGUCAAACCAGAGGAUUUGAGUGCUGCGACACCGACGCUGGUGUUGAUACACGGCGCCCCAGGGACGUAUAGAGACUUCCGCCACCUCAUUCCGUUACUAAAAGAGCGUGGCGUUCGAGUGGUUGGCGUCAAUUUGCCUGGCUUUGCAGGCUCGACGAUUCUAGACACGAGCAACUACUACGAUCACAUCAGUGCCUUCCCGUCUGUACAGCUCACAUACAAGGCUAUGCAGGGCGUGUUAAAAGACUCGGACAACGUGUUCGUGCUAGGCCACUCGUUCGGGGGCCAUGCAGCUGUCCAUUUUACUGGAAUUAACGCGGAUGAGCAAGGAAUUAACGUCAAAGGACUGGUUCUCCUCGCUGGAGCGGGGCAUCGGCCGCAUCAAGCUUUAAGUCCCCGUCUAAACGAUUUCCUGUGGAAGAUGCUUCGGUCUGGUGUACCUGUGGUCGAGAGUACAUCGAAGUGGCUCGUCCGACAGCUCUACAUCCGGUCGUUUAAGUUCCCAGACAGCAAACUGCCUGACUACUUCACGGCAGGCAUCGUGCGGUGUGCCACUGCCGACUUCCCGUUGUUCGCCAAACACUUAGAGAAGAAUCGAUCACUGCCGAGUUUCUUGGCCUGGGCUAAAGACGACGCUCUGAUUGAGGAAGAGAUCUUCAUGGAUGUAAGUGCAGUUUGCCAUCCAGGCCCUCGACUAGCCUUCGAAAAAGGCGGACACAAUGUUCAGAAGACCAAAGCUACUUUCUUGGCGGAAGAGCUGACCGACUGGAUGAAUAACGUCGUGCGCGGAAGAGAACAGAGCGAAGUCUACUCCACCAACGUGGAGGUCCAUCCCUAA